AUGCUCAAAAAGAAGUCCCUCGCGCCCGCCUUCUUCUGGAACUUCUCCCCAUCCACCACUCCCGAACUGUCCCCAACCUCGUCGGACAGCGACUCCGACGAGGAUAUGGAAUCAUCCGGCUCCCGACCGGUCAGCCUGGCCGUCUCGACGGGAGCCUUCUGUCCUAUGCGACCAACCUUGAAUGAGGUCCUGGCCAAUACCGCCGCCCCGCCCUACACGUUGUCCGCCUUUAUGGCCUAUCUCUCGCAGAACCACUGCCUCGAGACGCUCGAAUUCACCAUGGAGGCCAGCCGUUAUCGAGAUACACACGAGGCUCUAUCUGCCCGUCUCGGUGCCGACGUCUUGACGGACCCGGACACGCGCGAGUCCCAGCACCUGCAGAUGCUUUGGCAGCGGUUAAUGACGGCUUACAUCUUGCCCGGCGCGCCUCGUGAGGUGAAUCUGUCCAGUGAGGUCCGUGACGGUCUCCUCCGCUACCGUGAUGUGAACAUUCCACCGACCCCGGAUGUGCUCAACUCCGCCGUUAAACGCAUUCACGACUUGAUGGAGGAAUCCAUCUUCCUGCCUUUUCUCAACAGCUACACCUCUCCAUCCAUGGUGGCCCAAGCCGAUUACCCCUUUGGCCCAGAGGACACUAUGGACUUGUCAAGCCCGUCUAUGGAGGAGCACCCUGUAAAGCGAAUCCGUUCCCGCACUAAGCGUACGUCUCCGCAAUCGUCCACCAAGGACCUACCCGCGACCGCUGGCCGCUCCAAUGUCUCGCUCGGUGCGAUGCAUGCCCUUGGCAAGCGUGCCUCUGGCGCUCUGCUAAGCACCUCUGGCGAGUCCGGCUCCCUAGCACUCACGGACGACUCGAGCCCGCAAUCGAGUCCGACCGCCGAAGAGCCCAUGACUCCGCCAACCACGCCUCCAGCCAGCGAGCCGCAUCUGCCAAUCCACAGCCCCAAGUUGCGUACCGACAACCCCUGGAAGAAGAUGGGCAUGAAGCUGGGCUUCAAGAAGCGAUCUGGGGCUGGCAGUGGUGGUACCUCGCGGGAUCCCAAGAUUUUGGCCCUGGACGACUAA
Messenger RNA from Penicillium daleae, 1065 nucleotides. RefSeq names its product regulator of G-protein signaling domain-containing protein. The record is from RefSeq and is a predicted model, not a curated record. NCBI's taxonomy places the organism in Eukaryota, Fungi, Ascomycota, Eurotiomycetes, Eurotiales, Aspergillaceae. The transcript has a single exon. Bases 1 to 1065 code for a protein of 354 amino acids.